AUGAAGCGGAAGAUCAAACGGUAUACCGCUUUUGAGCCAAAUGGUCUAUUUGCUUCGAGAUUAGAAGAGGGCAUUCUAUCAACUGAGGAGGCUGUCUUGCCGUGUCUUGAGACGGCCCCCGACAUCAGGCGGACUCCGUUCAAUCCCGAAAACUCCCUCACUACCUUGAGCGACGACAAGUUUGAUGUUGUCCUGUUCUGUCACAGCAUGUAUGGCAUGAACCCAAAAGACGACUACAUUUGUGCUGCACUCAAUCUUCUCGACGAACAUGUAGCAAACGGCAGGGCCAUACUUUUCCAUAGAGAUGGCCCGCUGGGCCUGGCUAGUCUGGGUCCUCAUCAAACCGCCAACUUCCCGACCGGCACAAUUCGCGUGGCAGACACCGAUGAUUCGCUGGACUCUUUCGCCUCAUUUAUUGCAGGCUUUGUACCAAAGUCCGACAAAGUCCUACAAGAAUGGCGGAAAAAUUGCCGCGCAGUCGGCCGCCGCGACAUUGAUGACCUCGUCUUUGCUGCGCCUGAUGUCAUGAUGACCUUCUCGCGACACUCGACCGCGCUGCCAGAUUUGACUUCACGGUUGCCGUUAAUUAUUGGGGACAUACAUGUCAAGAACCGAGAAGCUCGUCUCCAUUGUCCCGCCUCUAUGAUCAGACCAGAGCACAUCCAGCAAGUUCAGGAUUGUGUUCGAUGGGCUUUGGAGCAUCGAAUUGCGUUGACAGUCGUGGGUGGUGGACACAGCGGUCAUUGCCUCUGGCCUCACAUCGUCGCCAUCAACAUGAGCGCCUUCAACCAGGUCCAAGUUGUUACAGGGGAAGCUGGAAGUUUGGUCAUGGCCGGUGCCGGUAGCAAGACGGGAGACAUCAUCCGCGAGACCAUGGCAAAGGGGCUCACUGUGCCUCUGGGAUCCCGGCCAAGUGUUGGAGCAGGCUUGUGGCUGCAAGGCGGCAUCGGUCACCUGUCCAGACUUCACGGGCUCGCUUGUGACGCUAUUGUCGGUGCGCUUGUCGUCAGCGUCGACUCGGCAAAGAUUCUAUGCAUCGGUCAUGUCCCUGCACAACACCGGCCAAUCGAUGCCAUAUGUCCGGAGAACGAAGAAGAACUGCUGUGGGCCAUCAAAGGAGCGGGGUCGAACUUUGGUAUCGUCAUUGGCGUCGUCUUUACAGCACAGCCAGCUUCAGCGUUCUUGGUCAGGAACUGGGUCAUACCGCUGCGUGACGGCGAUGAGGCUCAACGCAGGCUUGCGGAGUUCGACCGGGAUAUGGCCAGCCAACUGUCUCGGCACAGUUCCGCUGACGUGUAUCUAUACUGGGACACUGGAAAACUCCAUCUCGGCGUGACCAUGUACGAAGCUUCGACUGCUGGGGAAGUGGCUGGAACCCCUAUGCCUAUUCCUACGCCCAUGGCCACGAUUCUGGGUCCGGAGCACAACAUCAAGAUCGUGGACGGCGUCGGUCUCUUUGAGACUGAGAUGUAUAUGUCAGGCAUGCAUGGUGGCCACGCUGGAGGCAAGACGUCUUCUUUCAAACGCUGCCUAUUCGUCAAAGAUAUCGGAAGGGACGUCAUUGCAAACGCGUUGGCAUCAGCCGUUCAAAAUCGCCCCUCUCCGCUCAGUUACCUUCAUCUCCUCCAAGGCGGCGGAGCAAUCCGCGACGUGCCGAAAUCAGCCACCGCCUUCGGCUGUCGUGACUGGGAUUUUGCUUGCGUCAUCACCGGCGUCUGGCCUCGCGAGGAAGACAGAUCCGUUGCUGCCCGGGGGGCUAUGGAGUGGGUCUACAACGUCGCCGAGACUUUGCUACCGCUCAGUACCGGAGUUUACGGUGCCGACCUUGGACCGGAUCCCCGGGAUGCGGCACUGGCAGUUAGAGCCUUUGGGUCGAACGGUCCUCGUCUAGCCCGCUUCAAGUGUCUCGCCGAUCCGUGUCGUGUACUUGCUUACACUUGUCCUCUUCCCCUGAAACCAAUGGAACCAGGCCUCAUAAUCUUGGUUACUGGGGACAGCUGUGCCGGCAAAGACUACUGUGCUGAGAACUGGGCGGACGUUUUCAACCGAUGUAGCAAGACUGCGCGUGUUGCCAGUAUAAGCGAUACCAUCAAGUGGGAAUUCGCAGCGGCUGCGGGCGUGGACUUAGAUCGAUUGCUCGGCGAGCGAGAGUACAAGGAGAGGCACCGGCCGGGCUUGACAGCGUUCUUUCAUGACCGCGUACGUGAAAACCCUCAUCUACCAAUGGAUAACUUCCUGGACGUUGUUUACGGCGCUGCGAGUGUGGAUGUACUGCUUAUCACAGGCAUGAGGGAUGAGGCACCGGUCGCAACUUUGGGCCAUCUCGUGCCGAAUAGCAGACUGAUUGAGGUUCGUGUCAGUGCCGGAUCUGGUGUCAAACAACUACGGCAAGGAUUCCGCAAUGACAUAGAAGAUUGCGAUGGCUCUCGGAAGGAGGAUGGCAAGCGGAAAACGCGCGUUAGGGACUACAGACCCAAUUUGUCUUUCCACAACGAUAUCGCGGGAGGUGACAAUGCGAGAGCCUUUGCAGAGAAUCGUCUGCUUCCAUUCAUACAUCAAGACCUGAAACGGCUAAGCGAUAUGGUGCGUAUCAUACCAGACUUUCCAAAUCCAGGCAUCGACUUCCGCCACAUCCUCGACAUUGCUCAGACCCCGGGCGGUCUGGCAUUAUGCACCUCUCUCUUACAGUCUCACUUUACGGGAGCCUGGUCAAAUAUCAACGCCAUCAUCAGCUGCGAGGCGGGCGGCUUCAUCUUUGCGUCAGCAUUGGCGUUGCAGUGUGAUGACGGUGGCUGA
Molecule: messenger RNA, 2796 nt
Organism: Colletotrichum fioriniae
Lineage: Eukaryota; Fungi; Ascomycota; Sordariomycetes; Glomerellales; Glomerellaceae
Source: RefSeq, a predicted model, not a curated record